AUGGCCGACUAUGUCCGGGCGUUGGAGACCAAGAAUAAGCGACUGACAGAGCUAGUUAGCCAACUCGUGCCGGUGGGUGAGGAACUACCAGUAUCCGAUCUGCCAGAGCUACGCCGACCGUCACUGCUCUCACCUUCGUCGAGUGGAGAGAUCGAAGCCCAGGAAGAUGCUUCGCCAGAGGGGUUUCUAGAAACCAUGAUUGACGGGGUCGGCUUGCUCCAACAAGACAGGCACGGAAGCUAUAGCUACCAUGGCCAUUACGCUGGCCUCACACUCUUAGAGCGGGUCCACGCAUACUGUCGUCAAUUUGUGCCUGCCGGGACCAAAUAUACUACUUUCGAUACUACACAGAUCUUCGACCAAUCAGUCCCAUGGUGCAGACAAUUUCCUCUUAUUCAGUGGUUUCUACCGGAAAAGGCUCUCGCUCAAAAUCUUGCCACUGUAGCUCUGAACGAUGCUUGCUGCCUUAUGACCUUUGUGGACAAGGCUUCUUUCGACCAGAUGGUUGAGCGCAUAUACAGCACCGAUAGAGACCACUACGGGGAGGCAGACGUGAAGUUUCUCGCGCUGUUCUAUGCAGCGCUGGCGGUCGGAUCUCUUUUCGUCUUUGGCCAACAAGAAAGAAGUGAAAUCAACACAUCUGCUCAUCACACUUACUUCCAGAUAGCUCAUGCAAUGAUCGACCCGACUCAGUGCAGAGAUCUCACGACAAUGCAAGCUGUCAUUUUCGUGAUCAUGUACCUUCAAGCUUCGGGGAGAUUGUCACAUUGCUAUUCAUAUCUAGCACUGGCUGCAGGGUCCGCCGCACAGAUGGGCAUCCAUCGGGAAUACACUCCUAUCUCGUUCGAUUACGCACAGGUUGAGACGAGGAAGCGUGUGUACUGGACUCUAUGCACCAUGGAUAUUUACCUUUCCAAUGUCUUGGGUUUGCCACGCACCAUGCCGGAUAGCGUCUGCGAUCAAGUCUUACCUAGCAAUUCUGCAGCCGAGGACACCGUCCAGGAGCAGAAUAGUUCGGUAGCACCACCCUCUUUGCCCCUCUUAUCGCUCGUCAACCACCACAUCGGACUCCUUCGCAUCAUGUCCAAGGUGGCUGACUUCUUGUGCCCGGUAAACAUCCAGGCCUCGGAACAGAAUCGAUACCGACGCAUUGACGGGGCCAAACUCUCGCAGAUCGAGGCCGAGCUCGCUGAAUGGUACGGGGCUCUUCCUUCUAUGUCGGAAGAAAAUGGAUCCUAUGGAUACGACCAGAUCUGCGUCCAUCUGCGGCUCAGGCUGGCGUAUGCACAUGUUCAGCUGGUUUUGUACAGACCUUUUCUGCACCACAUCAUGGGCACCAAAGCAAGAUCGGAAGCAGAGAUGCGGUCGUACGCUUGUGCAUCAUCUUGCAUAAAAGCAGCGAUGCAGGUGAUUUGGAUCGUACGCCAACUGCAUCAGCGAGGCUACGCUGUUGCUCCCUACUGGCUGAGUCUUUUCAUGACCUUGUUUUCAGCCAUGACGCUGCUCAUGUUCGCUCUAAGUAACGAGGGUGGCGCGACGGUAGAUGAGGCGUGGGAGGCGGUCAACUGGGCUGUGUGGCUGUUCACGGAGCUGAGCAGUACGAGCUUCAUUGCAGAGAGGUGCGCUGCCGUCUUGAAGGAGUUCACAACGAAACAGACCACAUCCCCAAGUGAGGGCGGCAUCUCGAUCUGCGACACUACCUUUGAGCCCCCGUCUAUCUCUCGCAACUCAAGCGACUCUCAGAGCAGCGACACUUGGCCGAUAAUGUCAAGCUGGACAGACCAGUUGUCCGACAUUGCUGCAACUUGCUUCAGCCCUUCCGCAAAUCUCCUGGACACCCUUGACGUCAAAGACCUCACUGCCGCUGCCGGCAUGGCCGCUUUCCCCACGGACUCCACCACCAUUGGCAACGACAACUUCUGGCUCGACGAGAACCUAAAAAUAUCAAACGAAGCCACCCCUGCCGUGCAGAAUGACGUUUCGGCUUUUUGA
Exophiala xenobiotica is the source of this 1992-nucleotide messenger RNA. RefSeq lists its product as uncharacterized. The transcript is spliced from 4 exons. Gene Ontology annotation, molecular function: zinc ion binding; sequence-specific DNA binding. Bases 1 to 1992 code for a protein of 663 amino acids. The record is from RefSeq and is a predicted model, not a curated record. Gene Ontology annotation, cellular component: nucleus. Gene Ontology annotation, biological process: positive regulation of transcription by RNA polymerase II; DNA-templated transcription. Lineage: Eukaryota; Fungi; Ascomycota; Eurotiomycetes; Chaetothyriales; Herpotrichiellaceae.